AGUAGCCUGUUUUUCAACUUGAAAUCGUCCGGGUAACUCUAGCGAUGGGCCCGUGGUACCCACGAUGAUAAAACAGCAAAAAUCGACAGGAAGAAGGGAGGGCGGCUGUCUGGCGAUCAGUGGUCACUCGGUGUUCUCGCUUCCCGACGGCCACAUGCCUCUCCACUCGCUACUUACUGCACACUUGCGGGAAACUCGAGAAGCAGCGCGCUAGGGACCUGGCAUCCGACAGCUGAUCUAACGGGUCUAAAAAUAAGCACCGCGCAGUCCUGUACUCUCCAUUCCACUCGGAACCGCUGAACUAUACCAGAAAAAUAAGUGGGAAUAACGGACAUAGCUUUGGAGCUGGUACAAAGCCAUGUCCCUGUCUUUCUGUGGAAAUGACAAUGCUUCAGCCUAUAGCGUCUAUGAAGGAGUCCUGAAAAAUGGAUGCUUUGUUGAUGCCCUCAACUUGGUCCCACAUGUUUUCCUGCUGUUUAUUACUUUCCCUAUCUUAUUUAUUGGUUGGGGAAGUCAAAGUUCUAAGGUUCAGAUUCAUCACAACACCUGGCUGCACUUCCCAGGACACAACCUAAGAUGGAUCCUAACAUUUGCACUCUUAUUUGUUCAUGUGUGUGAAAUAGCAGAAGGAAUAGUUUCAAAUGAGUGCAUGCAGACUCCCCAUCUUCAUCUUUUUAUGCCUGCUUUAAUGGGUUUCAUUGCUGCCAUUACAUCAAUCGUUUACUACCACAAUAUAGAGACCUCAAACUUCCCAAAACUACUUUUAGCACUUUUUAUUUACUGGAUACUUGCAUUUAUCACAAAAACCAUUAAACUUGUGAAAUAUAGUGAGGUCAGCGUGGGAAUACAACAUCUUCGCUUUUGCAUUACUGCAAUGCUUGUCAUUCUGUAUGCUUUACUGAUGGCAGUGGAAAUCAACGUGAUCAGGGUCAGGAAGUAUGUGUUUUUCACAAGCCCACAGAAGGUGAAGCCCCCAGAAGACCUGCAAGACCUUGGUGUGCGGUUUCUGCAGCCAUUUGUAAACUUACUCUCCAAAGCUACCUACUGGUGGAUGAACCAUGUGAUUGUUGGUGCCCACAAGAGACCAAUAGACUUGAAAAAGAUUGGCAAACUUCCCAUUGCAAUGAGAGCCUUGACGAAUUACAUAAGGCUGAAGGAAACGUAUGAGGAGCAAAGGAAGAAGUUAGCAGAUGACCCUGAUAAAGCCCCCUCCAUCUGGAAGUCAAUGUAUCGGGCUUUUGGACAGCCAAUCCUCCUAAGCAGCACAUUUCGGUAUUUGGCUGAUCUUCUGGGUUUUGCUGGACCACUGUGUAUCUCAGGCAUUGUAAUGCGACUGGGUGAUCAGAGCAACUCCUGCAAAACAAGCCCACCUGAUGCUAAAAUAUUAGGUGUUUAUUUCCUCUCCACUGAUGAACUCCUAGAGAAAACUUUUGUUCUGGCUGUGCUAUUGUUCUUAGCUCUAGUUCUUCAGAGGACAUUCCUACAAGCUUCUUACUAUGUAACCAUUGAGACUGGCAUCAACCUACGGGGGGCACUGCUGGCUAUGAUUUAUAAUAAGAUUCUCCGACUGUCCACAUCUAACAUGUCAAUGGGAGAAAUGACCUUGGGCCAAAUCAAUAAUUUGGUUGCCAUUGAAACCAACCAGCUCAUGUGGUUCCUGUUCUUGUGCCCAAAUUUGUGGGCCAUGCCUGUACAGAUCAUCAUGGGAGUCAUCCUGUUGUAUUACCUGCUAGACUACAGUGCUCUGAUUGGUGCAUCAGUUAUAGUGCUGUUGGCCCCAGUACAGUACUUCAUAGCAACAAAGCUUGCUGACGUGCAAAAGAGUUCUCUGGACUAUUCUACAGAUCGCCUUAAAAAAACCAACGAAAUACUUAAGGGAAUCAAGUUGCUCAAGCUGUAUGCCUGGGAGAGCAUUUUCUGUGCCAGUGUGGAGGAGACACGCCAGAAAGAGCUGACCAGCCUGAAGACCUUUGCACUCUGCACUUCUCUUUCAAUUUUCAUGAAUGCUGCCAUACCGAUUGCUGCUGUUCUAGUGACAUUUGUUGCACACUCAUAUAUCAGCAACAGUGUUCUUACCCCAGCAGUGGCUUUUGCAUCCCUUGCCCUAUUUCAUAUUUUGGUUACACCUUUGUUUCUACUGUCAACAGUGGUGCGGUUUGCUGUCAAAGCAUUAUUUAGUGUUGAGAAACUAGGAGAGUUUCUGAUGAGUGAUGAGAUUGGUGAUGACAGCUGGAGGAAUGGGGAGAUGUCUGUGCCACUAGAGUCAUGUCGAAAGCAUCCCACCUCUCACACCAAAGCAAUAAACAGGAAACAGCCGCUCAGGUACCAGUUGGACAACUACGAGCAGUCUAGCCGAAGACCUGUGCGUCCUGUGGAAACUGAAGAUAUUUCAGUCAAGGUAACCAAUGGAUAUUUUUCAUGGGGGAGUAACCAGGCUACAUUAUCAGAUAUCAACAUUAGAAUCCCUACAGGGCAGUUGAUUAUGAUUGUGGGUCAGGUUGGCUGUGGGAAAUCUUCCUUGCUUCUAGCAGUGCUUGGAGAGAUGCAGACGGUUUCUGGGAAGGUCUACUGGAGCAAGCUGCCAGAAUCUGAGAUGAUCCACGAAAAGAAUUUAAGCAUUUAUGACAGCGAGCCUACUUUCGAAGCUGGCUGGAGUAAAAACAGAAAUUCAGUGGCAUAUGCUGCGCAGAAGUCCUGGCUGUUGAAUGCGACUGUAGAAGAUAACAUUACUUUUGGAAGCCCUUUUAACAAGCAAAGGUACAAAGCUGUGAUCGAUGCUUGCUCACUUCAACCUGAUAUCGAUCUUUUGCCAUUUGGCGAUCAAACGGAAAUUGGAGAGCGAGGCAUCAACCUCAGUGGUGGUCAGAGACAGAGGAUCUGUGUGGCACGAGCCUUGUAUCAGAAUACCAAUAUUGUGUUUUUGGAUGACCCCUUCUCAGCACUGGACAUCCACCUGAGUGAUCACCUGAUGCAGGAGGGCAUACUGAAAUUUCUGCAGGAUGAUAAGAGGACUGUAGUUCUAGUAACCCAUAAACUUCAGUACCUGGUUCAUGCAGACUGGAUCAUUGCCAUGAAAGAUGGCACUGUUUUGCGUGAAGGGACUCUUAAAGACAUUCAAACCAAUGAUGUAGAGCUUUAUGAGCACUGGAAAACGCUGAUGAACCGGCAGGACCAAGAGCUAGAGAAGGAUACCGAUGGAGACAGUCAAACUACAAUGGAGAGGAAGAACCUAAGAAGGGCAUUGUACUCGAGGGAAACUAAGUCACAAAUAGAUGAUGAAGAUGAAGAGGAGGAGGAGGAAGAGGAAGAUGAAGAUACCAUGUCCAUGAUGACAAACCGCAGGACGAAGAUCCCUUGGGGUGUGUGUUGGCGGUAUCUGAGCUCUGGAGGAUUUGUUCUGCUUUUCAUGAUGGUCUUCUCCAAGUUGCUAAAGCACUCAGUUAUUGUUGCCAUUGAUUACUGGUUGGCAACCUGGACAUCCAGCAAUAUGAGUAGCAUUCCAGAAAAUGCAACAAGUAAUGCAACAGUUCCUGUCUUUGAUCACUCCUAUUUUAUCACUGGCUUCAGCAUCCUUUGCAGUUCCGGAAUUGCACUGUGCCUCAUCACCUCACUUAGUGUAGAAUGGAUGGGACAUGCUGCGGCCAAAAAUCUUCAUCAUAACCUCUUGAACAAGAUCAUUCUGGCCCCAAUCAGAUUUUUUGAUGUUACACCCUUGGGUCAAAUUCUUAACCGGUUCUCAGCUGAUACAAACAUCAUUGAUCAACACAUUCCUCCUACUUUGGAGUCUCUUACCCGUUCCACGCUGCUCUGCCUCUUUGCUAUUGGCAUCAUAGCAUUUGUCACACCAAUGUUUCUGGCUGCAAUGGUGCCUCUUGGGAUCACCUUUUACUUCAUACAGAAGUAUUUCAGGGUUGCCUCCAAAGACCUCCAGGACCUUGAUGACUCAACCCAGCUGCCAUUGUUGUGCCACUUUUCUGAAACUGCAGAAGGACUCACCACCAUUCGUGCUUUCAGGCAUGAGGCAAGGUUCAAACAGAGAAUGCUGGAGCUCACAGAUACCAACAACACAGCUUAUUUGUUUCUGUCUGCUGCCAACCGGUGGCUGGAGGUGCGAACGGAUUAUCUGGGAGCUGUUAUUGUUCUCACAGCAGCUGUGGCAUCGAUCUGGACACUUGAUAAAUUUCAGGCGGGACUAGUAGGGCUUGGGCUCACAUAUGCACUCACGGUAACAAACUACUUGAACUGGGUUGUGAGAAAUUUGGCAGACCUUGAGGUGCAAAUGGCAGCAGUGAAGAAAGUUAAUGGAUUCCUGAGCACAGAGUCAGAAAACUAUGAAGGCUCAAUAGAUCUUGUUCAGGUCCCUGAAGAUUGGCCUCAGCAUGGUGAAAUCAAGAUCCAGGACCUUUGUGUUCGGUAUGACCCACUUCUGAAACCUGUACUCAAACAUGUCAAUGCCAACAUUAGUCCAGGCCAGAAGGUGGGGAUCUGUGGACGUACUGGUAGUGGAAAGUCCUCGCUGUCUCUGGCAUUCUUCAGAAUGGUGGACAUCUUUGAUGGCAAGAUUAUCAUCGAUGGAAUAGACAUUUCAAAACUACCUCUGCACACACUGCGCUCCAGACUUUCUAUUAUCCUCCAAGACCCUAUUUUGUUCAGUGGAUCAAUUCGGUUUAACUUGGAUCCUGAACGCAAGUGCAAGGAUGACCGCCUCUGGGAAGCCCUGGAGAUUGCCCAGUUAAAGAAUAUGGUCAAAGCUCUCCCAGGAGGUCUUGAUGCUGUUGUGACAGAAGGUGGAGAAAACUUCAGUGUGGGACAGCGACAGCUUUUCUGCUUAGCGAGGGCCUUUGUGAGGAACAGUAGUAUUCUCAUUAUGGAUGAAGCAACAGCUUCAAUUGAUAUGGCCACUGAAAAUAUUUUGCAGAAGGUAGUAAUGACAGCCUUUGCAGACAGAACUGUAGUAACAAUUGCACACCGGGUGUCCUCUAUCCUGGAAGCAGACCAGGUUUUAGUGUUUUCUGAGGGUAUGUUAGUGGAGUGCGACACUGCUACCAACUUACUCGCCCAGGAGGACAGCCUUUUCUCUGUCUUGGUGAAAACACACAAAUAGUCACAACACAUCGCCUUUGUGCAGCCUGACCCAUCAGGCUGGCUGCACCGUGUUCAUACAAUUUUGACGGCAGACCUUGUGAUUGUCAUGAAACGAGGAAUCAUUGUGGAGUACGACAAGCCUGAGACACUACUGGCACAAGAGGACAGCAUCUUUGCAUCUUUUGUCAGGGCAGAUAUGUAACUGUUCUGCG
Molecule: messenger RNA, 5297 nt
Organism: Erpetoichthys calabaricus (reedfish)
Lineage: Eukaryota; Metazoa; Chordata; Cladistia; Polypteriformes; Polypteridae
Gene: abcc9
Product: ATP-binding cassette, sub-family C (CFTR/MRP), member 9
Exons: 41
Coding region: 359-5104 (1581 amino acids)
Biological process (GO): transmembrane transport; potassium ion transport
Cellular component (GO): membrane
Molecular function (GO): ABC-type transporter activity; ATP binding; ATP hydrolysis activity
Source: RefSeq, a predicted model, not a curated record